Messenger RNA from Arabis nemorensis, 426 nucleotides. NCBI's taxonomy places the organism in Eukaryota, Viridiplantae, Streptophyta, Magnoliopsida, Brassicales, Brassicaceae. The record is from the annotation of a GenBank genome assembly.
AUGGCAACAAAAUCCAAGGGAAAUAUGGAGAAAACCGAGUCAAUAGAAACCAAGAAGAAACUAAAUGUGUUGAUAGUUGAUGAUGAUCCAUUAAACCUUAAACUCCACGAGAGGAUCAUCAAAAUGAUCGGAGGGAUUUCUCAGACGGCGAAGAACGGUGAGGAGGCAGUAAUUCUCCACCGCGACGGUGGUGCAUCUUUCGACCUUAUCCUAAUGGAUAAGGAAAUGCCCGAGAGGGAUGGAGUUUCGACCACUAAGAAGCUAAGAGAAAUGAAAGUGAAGUCAAUGAUUGUUGGGGUUACGUCACUGGCUGACCAGGAAGAGGAGCGUAGGGCUUUCAUGGAAGCUGGGCUUAACCAUUGUUUGGCAAAACCCUUAACCAAGGCCAAGAUCCUCCCUCUGAUUAACCACCUCAUCGAUGCUUGA